CGCGAUCGAACAAGCUUCGAGAACCUUCGUCAGUGUAUCAUCGAGGAUAAUAAGAAAGGGGGGGACGAUUGUUAAAAAUGAUAAACAUUUCAGUUUCGGAAUUCAUGAUACUAUGUAGCAGCGUCCUCCUUAUUUUUUUACUAUUGACCGAGGUCCUGGAUUGGACCCAACUGUUCCCCUGGGCGGAAGAAUGCAAUUUUCCACGGUACACGUUCGGUUACGCGGACCGAAACGGACCGCACAUGUGGAAACUGUUGUAUCCCGACAGUAAUGGCGGCAAUCAGUCGCCCAUCAACGUCACAACGCAACUCGCCGUUGUGGUGCAACCGUCCGAACCUCUUCGAUGGAGCGGCUAUGACAAAGGGCCAUUAUCGAUGACUAUAACCAAUAAUGAAAAUAACGUUGUAUUGAACACGAUGUGGAGCAACACGACACGACCGUACAUCCAAGGCGGAUGUUUGACCUCUGUUUACGACCUCUGCUCCAUGGUCUUUCACUGGGGCCACUCGAACGAGGAAGGUAGCGAGCAUACUUUCGAUUACGUUCGAUUUCCUAUGGAGCUACAAGUGUGGCACAUAAAACGUGGCUUCAACUCGUUGUUGGACGCGAUCACGGCUAAAGAAAACGACGGGAUAUUGAUCGUGUCGUUCUUCUUUCAGAUCACGAACGCAGACAAUCCUUACUUGGACCACAUCGUGACAAAUCUGUGGCGGAUUAUUCAACCUGGAACAAAGGUGCACAUUCCUCCUUUCCCACUCUUAUGGAUCUUUCCAACUUUCGAGAGGGAUUAUUACACGUACAACGGCUCUUUUACCCAACCACCGUGCAGUGAAAUCGUCACGUGGAUAUUACAGCCCGAACCGAUUGCCAUAUCGUCGUCACAAGUUGCUCAAUUUCGAAAGAUCUGCUCACCAGACGGCCCCAUUUUGUUCAACUGUAGGCCCGUUCAACAAGUGAACGAACGUAGCGUCUAUUUUUACGCAUAGCGCACAUAUAUAUAUAUAUAUUCGUUAAGUAGUAAGCUUUUAAAUUUUUUAUCGUGCGUCGAAUAUCGUAGAGUCGAAAAAUGUGUGAUCGAUUCCGUCAAACAUUUUUUUUUAUCUUUUAAACUUGUAAUCCAUACGUGUAAAGUGAUUUUUUUAAUUAAAAAUUAAUCAGAAAGCGAACGCGUUGUUUUCUCUUUUUUUCCCACCUCUUACGAGAACAGAAAUUUUCCAUGCAUAUGAUAAGAAACACAAUUUACAGAGAGCAAUUGUUUUAUUUUUCUACUAUAUAUAUAUAUAUAUUUUUUUUUUUUUCUUUUACGCGUCAAAUACUUUCCAACAAAUUUCAUUAGAAAAUAAAGAUGUAACAAAGUUAAAUUCACUCAUCGCAAGAUAUAUAUAUAUAUAUGUAUAUAUAUAUAUGUAUAUACGUAUCAUCUAUUUGGCACGAAUUAUUGUAACAGAUAUAUUUCUUUUCUUUUUUCCUCUUUUGUAACAAUUAUCCAACGUAAAAAUGUUUUUCUUCUGUUGCGAACACUAUGAUAGAAUAUGUUUUUUUUUUUUUUCUUUUUCUUUCAUUUCGUUUUAUUUAGAUGCGCGUCAACUUUUUUUCUUAAGCAGUUUGUUGUUACGUCAACUACACAAAUUUCUAUCACACACUUAUACAUCGAUAUUGCGUACAUUCACUCUUCGACGGUAUAUUUUUUUUCUUUUUUUUUGUUCCUCGGUAAAAAAUCGCAAAGUGGUUUCGAACAUAUGCGCUUGCCAAUGUAUAUCGUAUAAAUCACGUGAGUCUCGUGUGAAAAAUUGCAUAUCGCAUAUCCCGCGAGAAAAAGUAAGAAAAACGACAGAUCUGUCGAUGCUGUUCAUUGUUUCAUCGAAUUUUCGAACUUUCAUCUCAACCUUUCUCGUCGUUGUUGCGCGAUCCAUAUUUACAGAUGUACCCGUAAUUCAAACUUUGGUUCACUGCGACGUUUGGUACGUUUUUAUCCCAUGAACGCGAGAAUAUAUCGAAACUUUUCGAUCGGUGUUGUUAUUUCAAACUAUCACUUAUUCACAGUACUCGAAUGCUCAUCGAACAAACAAAUUGAUCAAAUUGUUCAAAACUUUCGGAAUAAAAACUUCUUUGAACGAACUAGCGUUUCGAUACAACGCUCCGUCCACCGAGACGACCCGAUCGUGUUUCGGCCAUCUUCGACUACUUAACCGAUGUUGGUCGAAGAUAGCCGAAGCACGAGUGGCGUUAGAUUCGACGUUCUCGAUUCUUCCACGAGAUAUUCGGAUAUAAACAUUCGGAUACUCGAGUAGUUUGAAUUAAUAACCUUUUCAGUUUCGAUAUUUAUUCGAAUAUGACGAGUCAUAUGGUAAACGAUCGGUUUGAGAAUCGUAGCGUGUUUUCGUAUUCAGAACGAACACGAGUGGAAUAACAUUUUUAUGUACAGAAUUUGUGCAGACAUCUUUCUCCCGUUUCGUCACGAUACGACAUUUUAUAACGAAACACACAUACAAGGGACGGGAAUGGGCUGGAAAGUUCCGAGCAAGCACACCUUUCAAUCCAUACGAUAUAAAUUCCACGAUUAUUGAGUGUUCUUAAAAAAUUAAAAAAAAAAAAA
Messenger RNA from Apis mellifera (honey bee), 2596 nucleotides. RefSeq names its product carbonic anhydrase 3. The transcript has 5 exons. Gene Ontology annotation, cellular component: cytoplasm. NCBI's taxonomy places the organism in Eukaryota, Metazoa, Arthropoda, Insecta, Hymenoptera, Apidae. Bases 78 to 986 code for a protein of 302 amino acids. Gene Ontology annotation, molecular function: carbonate dehydratase activity; zinc ion binding. The record is from RefSeq and is a predicted model, not a curated record.